Molecule: messenger RNA, 2670 nt
Organism: Exophiala xenobiotica
Lineage: Eukaryota; Fungi; Ascomycota; Eurotiomycetes; Chaetothyriales; Herpotrichiellaceae
Exons: 1
Coding region: 286-1167 (293 amino acids)
Molecular function (GO): methyltransferase activity
Source: RefSeq, a predicted model, not a curated record
GAGUAGGGGGCGCUGGCGCUGCGGUUGCUACGCUUUUCGGUCUGAGAUCUCGGACUUCCGGACGGAGUUCCAGCAUCCUCAUCUUAAGCAGUAGCACACACCAAAGGCACCGAUCAGCAUAAAAAAGAAGGCCAGUCACACCAUUGCUUGCUCUACUUAUCGAUCGAUCAAACAGGUCCAAACUUCGCAACGAUCUCUCUAGACAACACCAAUCUACUCUUUGCCCCUCCCACUUGACAACGCAGUACAAUACAAAUAAUACAAUACAGACGGGUCUUCAUCAGCAUGAGCUCGACAGACACACCGCAACCGACGUAUUCACAAGGCCACAGCGCCAGCGUGGUCGCCUCGCACGUCUCCCGCACCGUCGAAAACUCGGCAUCCUUCCUGACACCACAUCUCAAGCCCGACUUCACCAUCGUGGACCUUGGCUGCGGCCCUGGGACCAUCACGCGGGGAUUCUGCGCGUUCGUCCCGGACGGCUCCGUGAUUGGGAUCGACUCUUCAGCCGCCGUCAUUGAGCAAGCGCGCUCCCUCGCCGUCGGCCUCGCAUCGGGGGAGUCUGAGUCGGGGGCUAGUAGUGCCGCAGAAGGCCUCAAAGGGUCCUAUGCCAACCUGCAAUUUCGCGUCGGCGACAUCACCGCCGCCCCUUUACCCUUCGACGACGAUUCAGUCGACGUGGUCUACACGCACCAAACGCUCAUCCACAUCCCGUCGCCCAUCAGGGUCAUCAGGGAAGCCCUUCGGAUCCUCAAGCCCGGCGGCAUUCUCGCGAUGCGCGAAGCGGACCACGCGGCCAAUGAACCGACCACGCCUCCCCUCGAGCAGUACUGGCAAAGUAUCUUCGCGUCCGCUCGGGCCAUGGGCGCUCAGGGCGAGGGCACGGGUCGGCGACUGCACCUAUGGGCUCAGGAGGCGGGCUUUGAGCGCUCGAAGAUGCAGAUCGGCGCCGGCGCGACCGUCUACACGGCGCCGGAUGAGGCCAAGUGGUGGGCUGGCGUGCACAUUGGUCGGCUUGACGGCGAGAUCGGCGAAAGGUGGCUGAGGGACAAGAUUGUCCAGAGUCAACACGAGAUCGAGGAUAUGAAGGCUGCGCUGAGGGCGUGGGGAGACAGCCCUGAAGCUUGGUAUUCGGUCAUGCAAGGAGAGGUGGUCUGCCGGAAGUAAGCAAGCGAGGGUGGUAUCAACAGAAAGUGUGUGAUGAUUCACAAGAUACUUACUACGUCUUUCUAUGCAAGUCGGAGGCGAGGCCGUCGGGUCCGACCUGAAAGCCAACAGUGACUCAAGCGUGCGGAAAUGCUGGGACAGAACACCAGAACGGCGACUGAUUGCAUCAAGAAUCGCAGCAAAUCUGGUGUAUUUGAUACUCAAUCCAGACCCAACUACAAGGCUCAUCACAUAUCGACAGCUUUGCAUCACACGAGUCUCAGCACGCCCAAGACUUCACCACCUCGUCCAUCCUGCACGAUCAGAACCGAUGCCUCAUUUUCGCGGGCCUCUCCUCGCCUGCCGACGUUAAAUCUAGUUCUCUCAUUUCCAGCCACGUACCCCAUCUUCUCCACGCCCGUCACGACGUUGACAUGCGGCAGUAUCCGACCAGCGUUCUCACCACGAUCGAUCCUCACAGAGUGCAAGGCUGGCAGAUACCGGACGUGCAGAACCUCCAGCGCGGAAGCAUUUGAACUUGUUGGCAGCUUGGGCAUCGACAAAGUACUAGUAUCCACCUCGACAACCACACCGCCAUUGCCCGUCUGCUGGACGACACUGAUUUUGACCCUUUGAUCUGCCUUCUUCUGGCCCUCACUCAGCACCCUCUGCAGGUCCGCACGGGUGUUUCCCACACCUACACCCAGCCCGUUGACCACGACCAUGGGCGUGUACGCGCUCUCUAAGCCCAACUUGCGGACAUACUCGCGCUGACGGGCGUCAUUGGCAGACAAACCGAACACGUCGGCCCAGCCGAGAUAGUCCCAGUACGUGACGUGAUAGGUGAGGAGAAGGUAGUCAUUGCCUGGGUCGGGGUUGUGUUCCUGGUCUUGGGCAAGAGAGAUCAGGUUGCUGUUCGUGGGGGGGCAGGAGUUGCACCCUUGCGACUGGAACAGUUCGAUUAGUGUCAUGGGCUUUUUGGGUCUGUUGGCAGGUGUUGAGUGGGAUUGGCGCAACAGGUGUUUGGUGUCGUUGAGCUCGCGGUAUGGGCCGUUGUGGAUUGGUGGUGCUAUGCUGCUGUGAUGGGAGUCGCCAUCAUGAAGGCCUUCAAUACGUGUGCGGAUCGACUUGAAUAUCGAUGACAUGACAGGCGCUGAAGAGUUGAAGUCGCGGCGCUGAUACUGCCACGUACUGCGUAUGUCGUUCUCAAAAGUGACUGCUUGUGUUUAGGUCUUCUCGGUCAAGUGGUUUGUCCAGGGCUCCGAUUACGCGGCGAACACCCAGGUUGCUCGUAACACAAAAAAUCGAUGGCACGGUUGCAGACGCGAAUGCAAUUCAUACCAGACGACUCCUUCUUUAUACGCCGCGGCAACCUCAUCUCAUCGGGUUGUUCGCUUGGUGAGAUGGUGUGGCUUGGAUGGCUGAUUGAUGCCAUAAUCAACACUUGCGAUGAUGACGCUAAACAACCGGCUGAGGCACAGCCUUGUAGCCCCAACCACGUCCAAGUAAAGUUGCAUUCUCAGA